This is a messenger RNA of Leptonychotes weddellii (Weddell seal), 2515 nucleotides long. The record is from RefSeq and is a predicted model, not a curated record. NCBI's taxonomy places the organism in Eukaryota, Metazoa, Chordata, Mammalia, Carnivora, Phocidae.
GCGACUGGGAGCGGGCCCCGAGCGCGCAGCCCUCACCAUGCCGCGCUCACGCGUGGGAGACACGCCGGCGGGACGCGGGCGCAGAAACCCUCCAGUCGCGGAAUGGGUCUCCAGCAGGGAAAUUUGCUCGUCCUUCCUGCCCCUCCUUUACAGGCCUUGCUCCUUCCCAGAUUUUUCCAAAAUCCAAAUCCCAACCUACCCUGCACCCAUCUCCAGCGAUUUAGAGCGUUUCACAGAGCGCCGAGUGCAUGGCGUCGGAUUGUGUAACUUGAAAACACUCUUGUCUUUUUUCUCAUCUGUACAGUGGGUGUGAUUUUUUUUUUUAUCAGCCAAUUUCAGGUUUUGAUUCCCACCAUGGCUAUCACACAGUUUCGGUUAUUUAAAGUUUGCACCUGCCUCGCUACAGUAUUCUCAUUCCUAAAGAGAUUAAUAUGCAGAUCUGGCAGAGGACGGAAAUUAAGUGGAGACCAGAUAACUUUGCCAACUACAGUUGAUUAUUCAUCAGUUCCUAAACAGAUGGAUUCAAUGAAGACGGAUGUUGAAGAAUGGACUUCCUGGGACGAAGACGCCCCCACAAGUGUAAAGAUUGAAGGAGGCAAUGGGAAUGUAGCAACACAACAAAAUGCCUUGGAACAACUGGAACCUGACUAUUUUAAGGACAUGACACCAACUAUAAGGAAAACUCAGAAAAUCAUUAUUAAGAAGAGAGAACCAUUAAAUUUUGGCAUCCCAGAUGGUAGCACGGGUUUCUCUAGUAGAUUAGCUGCUACACAGGAUAUGCCUUUUAUUCAUCAAUCUCCUGAAUUAGGUGACUUAGAUACCUGGCAGGAAAAUACCAACGCGUGGGAAGAAGAAGAAGAUGCGGCCUGGCAAGCAGAAGAAGUUCUGAGGCAGCAGAAGAUAGCAGACAGAGAAAAGAGAGCAGCAGAACAACAAAGGAAGAAAAUGGAGAAGGAGGCACAGCGGCUAAUGAAAAAGGAACAGAACAAAAUUGGCGUGAAGCUUUCAUAAUGGAUGUCCUUCACAUGUCAUAGUGCCAGUAAGAGAGAUAUGAGCUCCACAACUCAAGCAACAUUUAUAUGGAUUUAAGAAUAUUUUCAGAAUACAAACACAUUGCUUGAUUUUAAUGCAUUCAUCAGACCAUCUAGGAGACCAGGAUUCUCUCAAAGUACCUUGAGCUCUUAGUAAUUGAGACUCAAAAAAAAAAGACCUACGAGGCAAUAUUUUUUUUCAACAUGCUCCAAGUGUAAGACAGUUGUUUGCUGUAAAAAAUUAUUACAAAUGGAAUAUACCAGUACCUCUUCUAGCUAGUGUUUCUAGCUAAAUAAAUGGGUGUAAAUAAUUUUAUGGUGGGAAAGAACUCUGCUCUCUAUAAUGCUUUCCUUCAUUGUGCAUAAUGAUAAAAUAAAUAAUUUUAAAUAUUCCUUUGUUUCCAUGAUUAUCUGACCUAACUCAGACAAACUGCAGGGCUUUUAACCUCUUUAUUUUUGUUGUCAGAAGCUGGUAUUGGCAUACAUUUCUUCUAGUUUGAACUGGUAAUGUUUAUGUUUAAUAUGACGUUAAGGAAUUUGAUGACUUUGGUUUUCAAGAAAAUGACAUUAAAUGCAAUAAUUUUAUUUAUCAUAAAGAUUUUAUACAUCGUUUUCUUUUAGAUGGUAUUGUAAUGGUAUACAUAUUUGUAAUUUAUACUGCAUGUAUAAACAUUGAAAAUCAGCAAAAAUGACAAAUUUGUUUUGCAUUAUUUUAACUUGUGAAUUUUAAAAACUAGUAUUAGUAAUUUUUUCCUUUUGUUGUAGAUUUUAAGAUGUUACAGUGUUUUAAGUACCUUAGUCCCUCCUGCCACAAAAGCCAUUAAUUUACAAACGCAGAAAGCCUUCGGUUCUAAUAUUUCAAAGCUUUCAGAUGAUUUCUGUAUCAAUUUUAUAUAUCUGACAUAAUGCAGUUUACUGUGUUGUUGGCUAAGAUAAUACUGAUUUAUUAAAUUUUAAACUGAGAUAGGAAUAAUAUUUUUAUUUUGGGGUGUUGACUGCCUCUAAAAUAGUUUCAAGGAAAUAGAUACAUACUGUGUUCACAGGAAAAAAAUAGGUUUGAUAGUUUAAAUCCUAUUAAUUUUUUCUCCAUGAUUAAAAUACUUUCAGACUGAUUUUCUAUGGCUUUAGAAUUUUUAAAGAUUUUCACCUUCAUAAAGGUUGUUGCCCAAAAUUAACAUUCUAUGGGUUUUUUUAGUGUCCUAGAUCCUCUACAGGCUAACUACUGCUGAUAUGUUUGAAUUAAAAUGAUAUUUCAGAGUAAAAUCACAGCCUGUACAGUGAGAUCACCCUAAGUCCUUAGCCUAAGCUCCUAGACUAAAUGUGAUUGUAGAAUCUAGUUGAAAUUUAACUUUGGUAAAAAUCUGCUUUUUAUAAUCCCAAACCACAUUUUCAGUUAUCAUGUUUAUUAGAACUUCUGCCAAUAAAUUUCCAAUUAAAUAGAAUUAGAUUCAAAUUUUUAGUAAUAAAUGUAUUCUCUUCCCUUA